CCAAUCGACAAAAACUUUCCUUAUGACUGUGGAAAAGAGGAAUCCAGGAAAAACACGAGAAAUAAGCUUCUUCACGUCACCCGACAUUUUGGAUCUUCGAAGUAAAGGAAUUUUUGCAAUUAUCUGCUCAUCGUUGACAAUACACUACUGUUUUUUGAUAGCAGGUAUUCCGCCUUGGAUGAUCAUAAUCCAGCCCAGCACUGUUGCCAGCCACAAAACGCCAGUCAUGAAAAUUUCAUCGUCUACAACCCGUCAGGCUACGACAGGUUUGGUAGAAUGCAACCAAUAACGCCUACGAAUGCUAUGAUGCAGUAAGAGAAAAACUUUGACCAAAUCAAAUGGCCAACAAAAAGCCUCCCAGUAGUAUAAUGCACGCUUGAACGCA
Bipolaris sorokiniana ND90Pr is the source of this 385-nucleotide messenger RNA. RefSeq lists its product as uncharacterized. Bases 23 to 289 code for a protein of 88 amino acids. Lineage: Eukaryota; Fungi; Ascomycota; Dothideomycetes; Pleosporales; Pleosporaceae. The record is from RefSeq and is a predicted model, not a curated record. The transcript has a single exon.